CCACGUUGCAGCCUGAGACAUCGCCCGUUCUUCUCACAAGUCACAUGGACAGGAUUGCGUCGCGGAAGCUGUAUUGCUAUUGAAGCACCGUCUUGCAGUCGAAGAGUAUUGUGUGUCUUGGCUGAAAAAUUUAGCGGCCGACGUCAAUAGUCUUUUGGGAGCUUCUCUCGGCGACUCUAUGGCAGCAAACAUUUACAUCGGUAAGAGACUGUCCUUCGAUGGCCAGCUCUGCACUGUUCAAUUUCGUGGUCCAGUCGAAGGCACAAAGGGAGAGUGGUUGGGUGUGGAGUGGGAUGACCCAACCCGCGGAAAGCACUCAGGUGAACACCAGGGUCACAGAUACUUCAAAUGCCUCAGUACGCAUGCAACGGCCGGGUCUUUCAUCAGACCAACUCGCAAGCCGGAUGCACCCCGCUCAUUUGUUGAAGCGUUGAAAGCAAAAUAUGCAGAUGAUGACUUUGAAGACCCCAGCGUAAAAGUUGUGUUCGUCAUGAAAGAAGGCGACAAUGCAAGAACAAGGAAGGAACCGACAGCAAGGCCGAGUCAGCCCAUACGCUUCAAUGGUAAGGUUGCUGAGGAAGUGGGUUUUGACAAGAUUAAGAAGCAGCUCGCGCAGCUCGAAGAGCUGAAGUUCGUCAUCCUGGACGGCUUGCGAAUGUGGAGACCCGAGGUCAGACAGGUCUUGAGGAAUGACGGGGAGCUGGAGUGGCCUCUGGGCGCAACAGACAUCCUAUCUGCGUGUCCAAAGACCUGCGAACUGGACCUCAGUCGCAACUUAUUCGAAGAGUGGAGAGAAGUCGGUUCAAUCUGCGAACAGCUCGAUCAACUGAGAAGUUUGAGGGUAGAUGGAACACGAUUCAGAGACACAUCGUUGACUGCGGUCGAACUAGAGCGUUGUAUUCGAAUUUUCGCCAAAAUCACGACUCUAAAGCUGGAAGACGACCUGCUUCCGUGGGAGGACCUGGCCAGCAUCACACAUCAGUUCUCUGCCCUCACCACAUUUUCGGCCUCCAGCAACUUCUACUCACAUCUGACACCACACGUCCUGAACCCGACUAUCACAAAUUUGAUACUGGAGGAGAAUCUUUUGCCGUCACUGUCCGCCCUCGAGCCACUUACUAGGAUGCCAAACCUACAACGUCUGGUUCUAAAAUCCAACAAGAUCAGUGACGUCGGCACACCAACACCAAUCUUCCCCACAACACUGAAAGAAGUCGAUCUCUCCUUCAACGACAUCACGACCUGGUCCUUCAUCGAGCACCUCGAGCACAUCUUCCCUGGUCUCACCAGCCUCCGCGUAUCCCACAACCCGCUCUUUGAAGCACUCCAGGCGCCUGACGGCCGCGCACUCACCGCAGACGACGGCUACAUGCUGACACUCGCGCGACUCGGAAAACUCACGAUCCUGAACCAUAGUCCCAUCAGUGACAAGGAGCGACUGAACGCCGAAUCGUACUACCUUUCUCUUAUUGUGAAAGAAGUGCAGUACGCGCCUGAGAACCGCAGAGACCUAAUUCUCGACAGCCACCCCCGGUACAAGUGGCUAUGUGAAGAGUACGGGGAGCCGGAUAUCAAGCGGAAUGAGAACGCGGUGAAUCCGAACUCGCUGGCUGCGCGGCUGAUGAAGAUCAGGCUCUAUCUGGCAGACGAUAAGACAAAGGCGCACGAGGUGGAGAUACCAAUGAGCUGCACCGCGUACACGGUUUUGGGUGUGGUGGGCAGGCGCUUCGGUCUUAUGCCCAUACAAUGCAGGCUCAUCUGGGAGACAGGUGACUGGAUGCCGGCGAAAAGGACAAUGGCGGACGUUGAGGAUGAGGACUGGGAUUCUGAGUAUAGUGAAGACGAGACAGCCACGGGUAAAGUCAUGCGAGAGGUUGAGAUUACCCCGGGGACGAGGUCGAUAGGAACCUGGAUUGACGGCAUGGAGGCUACUGUCAGGGUAGAGUUGAAGGGGCAAGGAGCAACCCCGUCUUGAUAGCGAUUGAACAGUUGAGUAUUGUAGACA
Molecule: messenger RNA, 2005 nt
Organism: Boeremia exigua
Lineage: Eukaryota; Fungi; Ascomycota; Dothideomycetes; Pleosporales; Didymellaceae
Product: tubulin-specific chaperone-like protein E
Exons: 2
Coding region: 179-1975 (598 amino acids)
Molecular function (GO): protein binding
Source: RefSeq, a predicted model, not a curated record